AUGUACUUCUUCUCCUUUCUCGAAGAGUGCCAGUUGCAGAUCAAACCUGACGACGAUGGUAUCAACACUAAGGUCCGAGCUAUCUUCACGUCAACGCAGGUGCAUACCAACUACACGACUUGCACCCCAGAUACUGCUUCAACUGUGCGUUGUAUCUUGUAUGAUGUUGACAUUCCGGGGUGUGAAGAUGAUGAGGAGGAAGAACCGAGUGCAAACAAGGAGCUAUCGGACUGGUUAGUGGCAGUACGCGAGCAUCUACGAACGGUCCAGUCUUCAUCACGCGCUCACGCCGAUGAGAUUACCGAGGAACCAGGACUCAUUCUAGCGAAAUCUAUCGACGAUGUAAUGACACAACUCGACAACGCGAUCGACUUCAGCAAAUGCCAUGCACACUGGGAAUAG
Messenger RNA from Fusarium musae, 402 nucleotides. RefSeq lists its product as uncharacterized. The transcript has 2 exons. The record is from RefSeq and is a predicted model, not a curated record. The coding region runs from base 1 to 402 and encodes 133 amino acids. NCBI's taxonomy places the organism in Eukaryota, Fungi, Ascomycota, Sordariomycetes, Hypocreales, Nectriaceae.